CACCCAGCAUCAAAAGCCCUCUUGUUUCCGACAGGAUAACAACUAAACCCUAUUCUUUUCUCUUCUCCCCACUUUGCUCCUGCUUCCGUACCCUUCUCCCCCUUCUCUCUCGUCUCGCUUUAACGACCUUCUUAUGAUCUCCCAUUCGUCCUCAGCCUAGCCUAAUCAACAUCAACGCCUCAAAUAAUAUCAGUCUGCCCUCAUCUUCUUUUCCCCUGACCUAUAGAAUCGUCCGCUCGUGUUCUGUACUGCAUCCUCGUUUUGGCCGGCGAUUGUGUAUUGGGUCUACGCUGUUGCUCUCCCUCUCUCCCACUCUCUUCCGCUCUCUCCCACCAUUGUUCACUUGACUCCCUAGCCACUCUACCCCCUUCCGCCGUGCUCAAAAUUAUCCAGGGAACAUAAUUUCCUCUCGUGCCAAUACCGGGCUGUUGUUGCCUGGCUGGCGUCGGCACUUUCACCACUUGAUAAAUUCUACUCCUGGUAAACUCUCGCAUUAAUGGCUUCGACGCGCAAACCUCCUGUGGGAAACAAUGUUUCAAGUCCACUCAAUCGACGCUCCAUGCCUCCCACAGCCCCCUCUACCACUAGGGGACCCGCUCGCUCUCCGACCCCAAACUCUAGCGGGCCAGCCGUCGGUCCGCCCAACGCUGUCGCGCGCCGUAAUACCCUUCGCGAUCGAGAGCUGAGCUCUGGCAAUCCCAACAGAAACAGCAUCUCAUCUCCUCUCAGUGCUCGUUCUGCUGCCAAGCGUCCCUCAUCUAACUCUUCUGAUGCAGACCUUGAGAGCGCAGCAAUUCUGGAAGAUCUACGUAGCAGAUUGGCCCAAAGCGAAUCCGCGGCUGAGGCUGCUGCUGAAGAGUACGCUAAGCAGGUCAAGGCCCUCCAAAUAAGGCUCGAGGAAGCUUUGGGUGAACAAAUGAGGAUGGAAGAAGUAUGUCACGGCAAGGACGAGGUCAUUGAAAAUUUUGAAAUCCAAAUUAAGGACUUGACAAGGACAAAAAGGGAUCAAGAUAACAUACAUGAGGCAGAGAGAAUCGCUGCCCAGCAAGAAAAAGAAGAGAUGCUAGAUAGGGAGGAAGAACUUAACGCUAUUGUCCAACGGCUUAAGGAUUCUCUUGCUCAGCGUGAGAAAUCUGCUGAUUGUGACGGUCGCAAUUCGCUCGAGUCCCCUCCUGCGGAUGAACCUCUCGGAUUUGCCCCAUCAAACAACGCCCCAGCUCCCAAUCGCAGCAACAAUAUUCUUCUCCAGAAGGACAAACUUAUUGAGUCGCUUCGCUUGGAACUUGCUGAGGCACAGAUCCGGCUCGCCGAAGCUGACCACCAAGGAGGUACCAAGCUACACCAAUUGGAGCAGCAGCUUCUUGAAACCCGGAUGACGAACGCGCGUUUGAUGGAGGAUAAUGAGAGUUUUCAACUUCUCCUUUCCUCAGCGGCCCUCAAUGGGGACUUCCCACGUGGCGAUUACAACGAUGCAUUCUCAGAGGCCGAACCCGAACCGGAGUCACAUGUGGUCAAGAAGGUCCAAGGCUCGCCCCGGAAUUCGAUCUCUCUCGGAUCCAACCUGGCGGAAGAGCUCGAAGAGGCUGCCCAUAGCGAAACCGAGAAAUAUCGCAAGCUCGAGAGCGAGUUGAAGUCGCUGAAGGAGCAGAAUAAAGCAAUGUCCCUCUAUAUUAACAAUAUCAUCGAGCGGAUUUUGCAGCAUAAAGAUUCUGAGGCUAUCCUUGAUAAAACAGCGUCGCUCAGCGCUUCUGCAGCCGCCCCAACUGGCACUGACAAGGCGCUACCUCCUCCGCCAGCUGAGGAAGAGCCUGGUCACGGUAAAAUCCUUCAGAGGACAAAAUCUUUGGCCAACCGAAAUAACGCGAAGCCCUCCAAACAACCAACCGAGGGUGAGGCAGUAUUGACCAGAUCACAAUCUAUGCGCGCCCCUCCGGUCGGUGCGCACAAACGGUCGCAAUCUGACGCUAAUACGGUGUACUCCGGUGCCAGCGUGGUCAAUAAUCUUUAUCGCGGUGAAGGAAUAAUUACGCCGCGGUCUCAAACAUUUUACGGAAGUGAACAGUUUAACAAGGGCAAUCGCCCAAGAAACUCGGAUAUUAGCCUUGACUCUACAGCCUCUGACCUCGGUGAUCUUCCGGCUCGCCCGGCGCCCUCACCUACGCAUAGCGCAGCCGUGGGACCCAUUGCGGGCAAUAAGCUCCGACCUUUGAGACUGGUUCAGGAGAAUGUGAGCAAUGGCCUUGUUAGUCCGCCUCUCCAAGGAGGCUCGCGAAAGAUCUCUGGGGAUUACAAGGACGAUGUAGGGGAUCCAAAUGUGAAGCUUGAGAAAAGACAAAGCAAGAGAGGCAGCUGGAUGAUGUCAAUAUUCAGUAGAAAUAAGGAGGAUCAGGCAUCCGUGCUUCCAGCCGAGAAUGUAUUAUUCGAAAGAAAGGAUGUUGAAUAGGUUAAUACCCAUUUUGGAACUAGACCUUUCCAUUUCAUGUUUCCCCUCUCUCCCCCUCUCUCCUCCUUUAAACUACGUUCUAGAUGGCUUGUCUUGGGUAGCGAUCGAUCUGUGUACAUGUUUUUGCUGCUGAGCGGGUUUUAUUAUUCCAUUUCUCCACCUCCCCCCUCCUUUUCUCUAUUCCCUUGACGUUUUUUUCUCCCCUUCUUUUUUCUUUUCCCCUUUCAUUGGAUUGAACCCUUUUUAACAGCUCUUGAAAAAUGAUGUCUUCGGCAGUAUGAUGGAUAAGUAAUGACACUGUUCAAAAACGAAUAUUUUUCGCUGUUUUUCUGUUUCAUUACGCUACGCUAUGCUCUUAUCAAUGUUUCCACCGAAUGCGCGGAUGGGUAUCACCCCUUGAUCCAAUGAAUGAUUGAAGCGCUA
Messenger RNA from Tuber melanosporum (Perigord truffle), 2866 nucleotides. RefSeq lists its product as uncharacterized. Lineage: Eukaryota; Fungi; Ascomycota; Pezizomycetes; Pezizales; Tuberaceae. The record is from RefSeq and is a predicted model, not a curated record. The coding region runs from base 560 to 2443 and encodes 627 amino acids. The transcript is spliced from 4 exons.